AGAGAGAGAGAGAGAGAGAGAGAGAGAGAGAGAGAGAGAGAGAGAGAGAGAGAGAAUGUGCGAUGAGCAAUAGCUGUGGACCUUACAGUUGCUGCUAACUGCCCUGGCGUGUGUGAGGGAGAGAGAGAGGGAGGGAGGGAGAGAGAGAGCGCGCGCUAGCGCGAGAGAGCGAGUGAGCAAGCGAGCAGAAAAGAGGUGGAGAGGGGGGGAAUAAGAAAGAGAGAGGAGGAAAGGAGAGAAGGCAGGAAGAAGGCAAGGGACGAUACAACCAUGCUGUGCUGUAUGAGAAGAACCAAACAGGUUGAAAAAAAUGAUGAGGACCAAAAGAUCGAACAAGAUGGCAUCAAACCCGAAGAUAAAGCUCAUAAAGCCGCGACCAAAAUCCAGGCGAGCUUCCGUGGACACAUAACGAGGAAAAAGCUCAAAGGGGAGAAGAAGGGCGAAGCCCAGGCCGCCGAGGCCGAGGCCGCCGAGAAGAAGGAGGACGCCGCGGGCGCCGACGGCGCGGCCAAGAAGGAGGGCGAGGCCGCCGAGGCCGCCCCCGGCGCCGGGCCCAAGGCCGAGGAGCCCGGCCAGGCCGAGGAGAAACCGGGCGAGGGCGCCCCCGCCGCGGCCCCGGAGCCGGCGGUCGACGAGAAGGCCGGCGCCGCCGAGCCCGAAAGUGCCACGAAAGCGUCCACCGACAACUCGCCGUCCUCCAAGGCCGAAGACGGCCCCGCCAAGGAGGAGCCUAAACAAGCCGACGUGCCUGCUGCUGUCACUGCUGCUGCUGCCACCACCCCUGCUGCCGAGGACGCCGCCGCCAAGGCGACCGCCCAGCCUCCCACGGAGCCCGCGGAGAGCAGCCCAGCCGAGGAGAAGCCAGAAGCUGUAGAUGAAACCAAACCUAAGGAAAGUGCCCGGCAGGAUGAGGGUAAAGAAGAAGAACGUGAGGCUGACCAAGAACAUGCCUGAACUUUAAGAAAUGGCUUUCCAUGUCCCUCCCCUCCCCUCUCCUGAGCCCUGUCUCUCCCACCCUCUCUCAGCUCCACUCUGAAGAUGCCCUCCCUGUCCUGCUCACAUCUGUGAGUCUGUCCUCUCCUACCCACUGGCCCUCUUUCUCUCUGUGUGGCAAACAUUUAAAAAAAAAAAAAAGCAGGAAAGAUCCCAAGUCAAACAGUGUGGCUUAAACAUUUUUGUUUCUUGGUGUUGUUAUGGCGAGUUUUUGGUAAUGAUGAUCCAAUCAUUUUGGGAAAUUCUUGCACUGUAUCCCAGUUUUUUGAUCUGGUGCGUGUGGCCCUGUGGGAAUCCACUUUCCUCUCUAUCUCUCUCUGUUCCAAGUGUGUGUGCAAUGUUCCGUUCAUCUGAGGAGUCCAAAAUAUCAAGUGAAUUCAAAACCAUUUUUGUUUCUCUUCUUUUCAAUGUGAUGGAAUGAACAAAAAGGAAAAAAAAUAAAAAACCCAGUUUGUUUUAAAAAUAAAUAAGUAAAUAAAUAAUAAAGCAAAUGUGCCAAUUAGCGUAACUUGCGGCUCUAUGGCUCCUUUUUCAAUCUGAAUAUUAAUAAAUCAUGAGAGUAAUCAA
This is a messenger RNA of Octodon degus (degu), 1560 nucleotides long. It is a transcript of the gene Gap43, whose product is annotated as growth associated protein 43. Gene Ontology annotation, cellular component: postsynaptic density; plasma membrane; cytoplasm. The record is from RefSeq and is a predicted model, not a curated record. Gene Ontology annotation, molecular function: lysophosphatidic acid binding; calmodulin binding; phosphatidylinositol phosphate binding. Gene Ontology annotation, biological process: regulation of growth; tissue regeneration; axon regeneration. NCBI's taxonomy places the organism in Eukaryota, Metazoa, Chordata, Mammalia, Rodentia, Octodontidae. The coding region runs from base 271 to 954 and encodes 227 amino acids. The transcript has 3 exons.